Molecule: messenger RNA, 1962 nt
Organism: Eruca vesicaria subsp. sativa (arugula)
Lineage: Eukaryota; Viridiplantae; Streptophyta; Magnoliopsida; Brassicales; Brassicaceae
Source: the annotation of a GenBank genome assembly
AUGGAUGAAGGCGAAUCAUCGACCAAUAACUCUUCGCGCCCAUGGGAAUCAUACAACACCGUCUUCACCAACGCAAAAGCAGGGAUGGAAGGAGUUGACAAGGAGAAAGUGCAGAGGAUUGUGUAUGAGAUGAGUAAAGGAUCCAAGUAUUUUCAAAAUGAGGAACGCAAAGAAGCUCUUAUGAAACAAAAGAUUGAGCAUAUGCGUGAUAGGUGUGCUAAGCUCUCUUCCUCUGAUCUAUCUAACUAUCAGAAGGUGGUUGAUAGAAGGGUCUUAGAGCUUGAAGCUACACGCGACCUAUCUAGAGUAUGGCUCCAUGUUGAUAUGGAUGCCUUUUAUGCUGCUGUUGAAACUUUGAGCAAUCCUUCUCUCAAGGGGAAACCCAUGGCUGUUGGAGGCUUGUCCAUGAUCUCCACAGCUAAUUAUGAGGCAAGGAAGUUCGGGGUCCGUGCAGCUAUGCCGGGCUUCAUUGCUCGCAAACUGUGUCCAGAUUUGAUAUUUGUUCCUGUAGAUUUCUCAAAGUAUACUCACUACAGUGAUUUAACUAGAAAAGUUUUUAGGAACUAUGAUCCUAACUUCAUCGCUGGGAGCUUGGAUGAAGCCUACCUUGACAUAACUGAGGUUUGUCGAGAAAGAGGUCUUUCAGGUGCAGAAAUUGCAGAGGAGAUUAGAUCUUCUGUUCAGUCCGAGACUGGAGGACUAACAUGCAGUGCUGGAGUUGCCGCAAACCGCUUGCUCGCCAAGGUUUGCUCAGACAUAAACAAGCCUAAUGGACAGUUUGUCCUACAAAAUGAUCGAUCAACCAUUAUGACAUUCAUCUCUUCCCUUCCUAUAAGAAAGAUCGGAGGAAUCGGUAAGGUUACUGAGCAUAUUCUGAAGGAUGCUUUAGGAAUUAAAACAUGUGAGGACAUGGUGCUAAAGGGAUCUCUUCUCUACGCUCUCUUUACUCAGUCUUCUGCAGAUUUUUUUCUCUCUGUUGGACUGGGACUUGGGAAAACAGACACUCCUGAGGCUAGGUCUCGUAAAAGUAUUAGCAGUGAGAGGACAUUUGCUGCGACAGGAGAUGAAAGAUUGCUAUCUUCAAAGUUAGCUGAAAUUGCAGAAAUGCUUUCUCAUGACAUGAAAAAGGAGGGUCUAACGGCAAGAACACUGACACUUAAACUGAAAACUGCCUCCUUUGAGAUUAGGAGCAGAGCUGUUAGCCUGCAGAGGUACACAUGUUCAAGCGAGGAUAUUCUUAAGCAUGCCACAAAGCUAUUGAAGGCAGAACUUCCUGUUUCCAUAAGGCUGAUAGGAUUGCGAAUGUCUCAAUUCAAUGAAGAAACCCGCCACUCUGAUCCCUCACAGGGAACUAUCACCAAGUUCAUCGUUCAAAAGGAUUCCUCAAAACAAAAUCUGGAUGAUAAUGACUCAUUUGACUGGGAUGCUAGUAAAACUUGUUUAAGUAAUGAUGAGAGGUUGAGUUUCUCCUAUGCUUCUCAUGACACAAACUAUGAUCAACUGAAAGAAGAUGUUGUCGAAUAUGAAGAACAAUCAGUAACUCCAGAACAAGAAUGUAAGAAAAAGGAAGAAAAGCUGCAAGUCUUGGAAGGGGAUGCUGUGCUCAGGAAACACAAGGAGUGCAAAUCAGAUACAAGUGCACAAAAGACCGAAGCAGUUUCAGUAUGUCCGCAGAUGGAGACAUUAGUAUGGGUUGAUGGGUACAAAUGCAACUUGUGUGGGAUCGAGUUACCUCCAUCUUUUGUUGAGGAACAGCAAGAACACUCCGAUUUCCAUCUCGCCCAGAGACUUCAAAAUGAAGAAUCUGGCCCUAGUUCUUCCCCAACACCUGCUUCAAAACGAAGGAUUCUCGGAAAGGAAAAGGCAAAUUCCAAGCCAAAGAAGCAGAAACCAAAUAAAAAAGAUGAUAGCAAACACAUUCCAAUUCACACAUUCUUCACAAAGAGCAAUCAAAACUCGUGA